This is a messenger RNA of Jatropha curcas, 2098 nucleotides long. RefSeq names its product Transducin family protein / WD-40 repeat family protein. Gene Ontology annotation, cellular component: nucleolus. Lineage: Eukaryota; Viridiplantae; Streptophyta; Magnoliopsida; Malpighiales; Euphorbiaceae. Gene Ontology annotation, molecular function: protein binding. The record is from RefSeq and is a predicted model, not a curated record. Gene Ontology annotation, biological process: ribosome biogenesis.
AGAUAGUAAUUUUCCAAGUGCGCAUCUGCAUCACUAGUGAAACAUAUCCUAAAACCCUAGCUCCCGAGAUCAUCUUCGACUUAUAGCUGGCUCCUGUCUUCUAAAACCUCAGUGACUGCAAAAAUGGUUCGAAGCGUCAAAAACCCUAAAAAGGCGAAGAGAAAUAAGAAGGACUCAAAAAAAGGAGGUGGGUCGUCUUCUUCCUCAUCAAUACCAUCCAUGCCCACAAAGGUGUGGCAACCAGGAGUGGACAAGCUUGAGGAAGGCGAGGAGCUCGAAUGUGAUCUCUCUGCCUAUAAUUCUCUCCACGCUUUUCACAUUGGCUGGCCCUGUUUGAGUUUUGAUAUAGUACGUGACUCAUUGGGUUUGCUUCGGACAGAAUUUCCCCACACAGUGUAUUUUGUUGCAGGGACUCAGGCAGAAAAAGCUUCUUGGAACACUAUUGGAAUAUUUAAAGUAUCUAAUAUUUCUGGUAAAAGACGUAAUUUGGUGCCUAAUAAAGCUACUGAUGGUGACUCUGACAUGGAUGCUGAUAGUAGUGAUAGUGAUGAAGAGAGUGAGGAUGAGGAGCAUGGUGGAUCUUUGACACCAGUUUUGCAGUUACGCAAGGUAUCUCAUGAAGGAUGUGUCAAUCGUAUACGUGCAAUGAUGCAAAAUCCCUAUAUAUGUGCAUCUUGGUCAGAUACUGGUCAUGUGCAGAUAUGGGACUUUAGUUCUCAUCUGAAUGCUUUGGCAGAGUCAGAAGCAGAAGUUACCCAGAGAGAUUCUUCAGUUUUUAAUCAGCCUCCUUUAGUUAAGUUUGGAGGGCACAAAGAUGAAGGUUAUGCUAUAGAUUGGAGUCCUCGUGUCACAGGAAGGCUGGUAUCUGGUGACUGCAAGAAUUGUAUUCACUUAUGGGAGCCUACGUCCGAUGCAACAUGGAAUGUUGGUGCUACCCCUUUUGUUGGACAUGCUGCAAGUGUAGAAGACCUACAAUGGAGCCCCACUGAAGAUGAGGUAUUUGCCUCUUGUUCUGUUGAUCGAAGUAUUGCAAUAUGGGAUAUCCGCCUGGGAAAGUCACCUGCAAUUUCAUUCAAGGCGCAUAAUGCUGAUGUGAAUGUUAUUUCAUGGAACCGGUUGGCUAGCGUUAUGUUGGCAUCUGGAAGUGAUGAUGGGACAUUUUCUAUUCGUGAUCUUAGAUUGCUAUCACAAAAUCAGGAGGAAGAUAAAUCUGUGGUGGCACAUUUUGAGUACCAUAAAUAUCCUAUAACAUCCAUUGAAUGGAGUCCACAUGAGGCGUCUUCACUGGCAGUUUCCUCAUCUGACAAUCAGUUAACAAUAUGGGAUCUUUCUUUAGAAAAGGAUGAGGAAGAAGAAGCUGAGUUUAGAGCUAAAACAAAAGAGCAAGUGAAUGCCCCAACAGACUUACCCCCUCAACUUCUGUUUGUUCAUCAGGGACAGAAAGAUUUGAAAGAACUUCAUUGGCACAGUCAGAUUCCUGGUAUGCUCGUGUCUACAGCAGCAGAUGGUUUCAACAUCUUGAUGCCUUCGAACAUUCAGAGUACGCUUCCCUCUGAAGGUGGUGCGUAAGAGUUGAAUGAUUGUGACAAGCAGAUGGUUUCAAACAUCUUGAUGCCUUAGAACAUUCAGAGUACGCUUCCCUUUGAAGGUGCGUGAGAGUUGAAUGGUUGUGACGAGUCUUCAGAUUGAUGGAUAGAGUGAUGUAUCGCCUGUUUGGUUGAUGCACUUGACCAGUUUUGAGUUUGUUCACUUUAAGGUUCUCUCUGUUCUUUUUGGUGUCUUCAAGGUUUUUAUAUACGUUUUGAUGUAUCCAAACAGAAGUUUCUACAGAAAUGCAGCUGACUUCAAUUUUGUGAUUAUCUUUUUGGCAAAUUGGAGUUCCUACAGAAAAUGUAGCUGGUUCCAGUUUUGUAUUUGUUGCUAUCUUUUUGGCAAAUUUGUAAAUUUAUUUCCUUCUAAGUUAUAGAGGAUAAGGUCUUGUGUUUUAAGUGAGGGUUUGGUGGAGUCAAGACAAGUAGAUUACAGUGUUGAGCUCAAAUUCUAUUAGAAAUUUGAGUUUAAAGAUUAAAUUUGAUUUGAGUUAUAAUUUUAUAGUCAA